ACUCCUGACUUGUUUCAAAUCAAGUCUAUUACUCAGAGAAAGAGAAAGGAAGAGAGAGCUAGAGAGGCAGAGGAGGAAUGGAACGGGGAGGUUUCCACGGCUACCAAAAGACCCAGAACGCCAGCUCCGGGUUGAAACUAUCGGAGAUCGACAUGAAGCUGGCUGAGAUUAACCACACCAACAAUGGUGUUGCUGCUAGCGCUGCUGCUACUGAUGACAACGAAUGCACCGUGCGAGAGCAAGACCGUUUCAUGCCGAUAGCCAAUGUGAUCAGAAUCAUGCGCAAGAUCCUGCCCCCGCAUGCCAAGAUCUCAGACGACGCCAAGGAAACAAUCCAAGAGUGUGUCUCCGAGUACAUCAGCUUCAUCACCGGAGAGGCCAACGAGCGUUGCCAGCGCGAGCAGCGCAAGACCAUUACUGCUGAAGACGUUCUGUGGGCAAUGAGCAAGCUCGGCUUCGACGACUACAUCGAGCCCCUCACUCUCUACCUCCACCGCUUCCGCGAGAUGGAGGGUGAUCGUGGCUCCAUGAGGGCCGAGACUUUGAUGAAGGCUGGUACUAGGGCAAUGUCUGCGGCAGAGUAUCAUGCAGCUGCAUCAGGCUCUUUCGCUGGCUUUGCUCCAUUUCAUCACCAUGGCUUUUUCGGAUACUUGAAGGAUGCGUCCACAUCCAAUGGUGCUGGUACAUCUUUGUCCCAUCAGGCUAAUGCUGUUGCUGCACUGGUAAAUAUUGGUGAUCACCUGCAGGCAUCACAUUCCCAGUACGAUGAUAACAGUAAGUGA
Fragaria vesca subsp. vesca is the source of this 782-nucleotide messenger RNA. RefSeq names its product nuclear transcription factor Y subunit B-6-like. Gene Ontology annotation, cellular component: CCAAT-binding factor complex; nucleus. The record is from RefSeq and is a predicted model, not a curated record. The transcript is spliced from 2 exons. Gene Ontology annotation, biological process: regulation of transcription by RNA polymerase II. Gene Ontology annotation, molecular function: protein heterodimerization activity; DNA-binding transcription activator activity, RNA polymerase II-specific; RNA polymerase II cis-regulatory region sequence-specific DNA binding. Lineage: Eukaryota; Viridiplantae; Streptophyta; Magnoliopsida; Rosales; Rosaceae. The coding region runs from base 78 to 782 and encodes 234 amino acids.